GUAGGUUAGAAAGAAAAACAUAAACAAAAGUGAUUUCAUUCUUUCUUCUAAUAUUUCUUUUUUAAAUUACCUUUAAAGUUGUCUGCUACAAUUUAAUUUGAUUUUAUCCGACAAUGUCAGAUACAAAGGAAGAUGAAGUGCUUGAUAUAACUGAUAAAAACUUUCAGAAAAUCGCAGAAAAUUUUGAAAAAUCGGGCUUUCGUGAAGGCACAAGUGAUGGACGUGACUCAAUAUUUCAAAACUCUUUCGAUAAUGGAUAUGAAGAUGGAUUCAGAAUAGGAUUUUUAUUAGGAAAAUCAAAUAAAGAGAAAUCGAGUCGAGGCAAAUGUAGAAUUUGUAUAGAUCCAACAUUACGUGGAAAACCAGAAAAGGAAAACGGCAAUAAU
Molecule: messenger RNA, 386 nt
Organism: Clunio marinus
Lineage: Eukaryota; Metazoa; Arthropoda; Insecta; Diptera; Chironomidae
Source: the annotation of a GenBank genome assembly